Molecule: messenger RNA, 931 nt
Organism: Limulus polyphemus (Atlantic horseshoe crab)
Lineage: Eukaryota; Metazoa; Arthropoda; Merostomata; Xiphosura; Limulidae
Gene: mRpL10
Product: 39S ribosomal protein L10, mitochondrial-like
Exons: 6
Coding region: 10-735 (241 amino acids)
Biological process (GO): translation
Cellular component (GO): mitochondrial large ribosomal subunit
Molecular function (GO): structural constituent of ribosome
Source: RefSeq, a predicted model, not a curated record
AGAGGGAAAAUGAGUUCCAAAAUGGCAGCGUUAGGAUGUUGGAAGAGAGUGGCCAUGUGGCAAACUCCUUGGAUGCAGGUGCGCCACAGAGGUAAAGUGAGAGUCAGGAACCCCCGGGAACCACAUUUUCCUCGAAAGCUAAUAUUGGAGGCAACCAAACCAGUAUUUCCUAAACCAUCACAACCGGAUUGGGAACGCUGUAAAGAAAUUUCUAUAACUCUGAAAGAACAACCUGUACAUCCGUAUGAGCAACUACUUGCUAAAGAGUUAAUGAAAGAAUUGAAGGAAUCAAGACUGAUUGCAUUCUUUCACAGAAACCCAAUUACUGAAGAAGAAAAAAAGAAAAUACGUAAUAUGCUUUUCAAGCAGAAUUUUCAUUUGAGGACUUAUAACAACAGCACUGUCAGACUUGCUUUGAGAGGGACACCCUAUGAAAGUAUUCUUCAUCUGAUUACAUCUCAUAAUGCUAUGGUUUUCAGUCCAGAGGAUCAUGCUGUGAAACUGUUACAACUUGACAAGAAAAUGCCUCAGUUUAUUUUACUUGGUGGAAUUAUAGACAAUCGGUUACUCAGUCGAGAAGGGUUCAGAGUUUAUAGUCAGCUUCCUUCAUUAAAAGUGAUGCAAGCACAAGUUUCUGCAACCCUUUCUAUAGCAAGUGGUGGACGCCUGUCAACCUUACUCAAUCACCACCAGAGGGCACUGUUCAGGAAUCUAGAACAGUAUUCAAAAAAAUAGAGAAAUAAACUUUUUUUUUUUCUGUGACUUCACAACAUAUUUAUUCUCUCCUUAUAAAAUUCCGGAUCCAUCUUUUGAAAACUGAGGCCCAAUAAAGGUGGAUGCCUUUCAUUUAACAAAGUUCUGAAAAUGAUGAACUAUCAAUGUAUGACAUGUUUUCAUUGAAAAAAAUGUAAUUUUUUUUCUGCUUCAUAAU